AUGGAAAAGAAAAUACAUGCUCUUAUCCUAGCCCUAGACACCAAAUUUCCCUUGCCAAUCCUCUUCCUAAUCCCUCUCCUUAUCCUCUUCGCCUUAUCCCGAUACCGGGCCAAGCACUACCCUCCCGGGCCCCGCGGUUGGCCCGUUAUCGGCAACAUGGGCAUAAUGGGCCAGCUGACCCACGUCGGACUGGCCCAUCUCGCCAAGCGCUACGGUAGCAUCUUCCUCCUCCGCUUGGGCUCCCUCCACAUGAUAGUCGUGUCGAGCCCAGACACGGCCCGCGAAGUCCUCCAGGCCCACGACAGCAUCUUCUCCAACCGGCCCGCCACCGCCGCCAUACGCUACUUGACUUACGACCGGGCCGACAUGGCAUUCGUGCAUUACGGGCCCUUCUGGCGACAGAUGCGCAAGUUGUGCGUAAUGAAGCUCUUCAGCCGUAAACGGGCCGAGUCGUGGGCCUCGGACCGGGACGAGGUGGACGUGAUGGUCCGGGCCGUGGCCGAGGCCGCCGGCUCGGGCAGGCCCGUCAAUGUGGGGGAGCUCGUGUUCGGGCUGACCUGGGAUGUUAUAUACCGGGCCGCGUUCGGGUCGGGCUCCAAGGAGGGCCCGGAAGAGUUUAUCAAGAUCUUGCAGGAGUUUUCCAAGUUGUUUGGCGCGUUUAAUGUCGCGGAUUUUAUUCCGUGGCUGGGUUGGGUUGAUUUGCAGGGUCUCAACGGGAGGCUCGUUAGGGCCCGGGAUUCGCUCGACAGAUUUAUCGACACUAUAAUUGAGGAGCAUAUGAGAAAGGAGAAGCCCGACGGGCCCGUGGAUAGCGACAUGGUGGACGAGCUUUUGGCAUUCUAUAGUGAUGAUCAAGGAAAGGUUUCAGAAUCUGAGGAUUUAAAGAGUUCAAUCAAACUUACAAGGAAUAACAUCAAAGCUAUAAUUAUGGUAUGA
This is a messenger RNA of Striga hermonthica, 936 nucleotides long. The record is from the annotation of a GenBank genome assembly. Lineage: Eukaryota; Viridiplantae; Streptophyta; Magnoliopsida; Lamiales; Orobanchaceae.